Molecule: messenger RNA, 922 nt
Organism: Cynara cardunculus var. scolymus (artichoke)
Lineage: Eukaryota; Viridiplantae; Streptophyta; Magnoliopsida; Asterales; Asteraceae
Exons: 3
Coding region: 194-628 (144 amino acids)
Source: RefSeq, a predicted model, not a curated record
UUUCUUCAUUUCCACGAACCUUCUCGCCUCUUUCCUCCUUGACUUCGUUUCCAAAACCCUUCAAAUUCCCAUAAGAAACUCAUCUUUCACUCAUUGUCUCUUCCAUUAAACCAUCGUUUCUCAACUUCAUCGAUCGGAUAGCUUCUGAAAUCAAGAAAUCAGAUCCGUAGAUUGUCUGUAAAACUUUCAUCCAAUGGCUGGUAUGCUACCUGGAGUCGAAACAGCUAGGAGGAGGAGGUUACGUGGAUGGUGUGAUUCAUCGUCUGUCAUCGGCUCUAGUUUUGGAUCCAUGAGGAGUAGACUUUCUCAUGAUACCCAUCUCACCCACGAUUCAUUUUUGGAAAGAAAUCAAUCCGAUGAAGAUGAUAAUUUAGGAGGAGCAGCCAGAGAAGCGAAAGAGAGGCUGAACGGGAGGCUGAGAGGCCAUCUGAAAUCAGAAAUCAGAAGGCAAAAGAGUCAAGAAAGUGUUGGUGGUUAUGGGGGAAGGUCAAAUACUACUACUAUGGUGAUGGAAAAUUUGCAAAUGGAUGUUUUUGGAUUGAAAAAAAGUGGAUCAAAGAGGUUUAGUUUGGGAAGAAUUGGGUUGAUUUGGAAGUUAUCGAACCAAGACUGCAUGCAAUUUGCUUAGACGCCAUCACGCCCUCGUGUUGCUCCUGAAUCUCGUACACGGGUGAUUAGCAUUAUUAGACAUGAGAGCUCCAAACGUCCUCAAUCGUGUUUCUUGAAACUGUUCUUUUUUUCAUUAGCAUCGAACUCUUGAGGAAUUGGUUGUUCAUAUAUGUAAAGUUUUUUUUUUUAUGACAAUCCUCAAGUUGUGAUACUAACCGAUGAAAUUCGUCGUAGUGCGCUUUUCGUUCUCAAAGGAUGGUUCGUUUGGUGUUUUUGUUUGCGUUGUCUAUUUAUGCUAUUGGUAACUUAUGAU